UACACGUAAAAACUUGCGUAUUUGACAAUAGAAUUACAUUUAGAAUAAUUUCAGAACUAGCGUGGUUGGUUUUUAAAUUAGUUAAUCGGGAUAGUAAUUUUAUUAUGAGUAUUAUUCGUUGGUAACUAUGUUGCUAAAAGUUUUAGUAGCUAUUUUGUUACUGGGAACCACAACAGCAAGUCUAGUGUGUUUAUACUGUACUGACGCUGUCUCGCCUGCUGAUUGCGAUACUGUUAUAAGAUGUGGAUCUCACGAACGUUGUUAUGUUGACGCAUCUGUGAGUGCUGCAGGAAGUAUAAGAUAUAACCUCGGGUGCAGAGACGAAAAACAAUGCAUUGGUUCACAGAAUAUUGGUAAGCGUCAGCUUAUUCCAGACUUGACAGACAUCGGUACAGAGAAGAUAAGUGAUAUCAGCUCCCAUAAAAGAAGGGAUCAAAGUUUGUAUGAGAUUGCAAGGGGAGCAUCUAAUAAAAGGGGGAAUGGUUUCAUUGUGUGUAGUGAAUGUUGCAAUGGCAAUUUAUGCAGUAACGAUGGCUGUGGAAAUUAUGGUUACAAUCAAUCCAGAGGUCCAGUUUGUUACCAAUGUGAUGAACAAAGCAGUCUCGAAGACUGCAGUAAAAUACACUUGUGUGGUCGGGGAGAGGUGUGUUUGCUACAGAAGGUGUUGAAUUCCAUGACACAUAUAGUGAGAUAUACGACAAAAUGUAUCGGAGAAUAUGCAUGUACUGGCGAAAUACAAAGAUACCGAGACCUAAUAUCGUUAAUUGGAAAGCGACAGACAGUGUCAAAAAGAAAUAACCUUGAAAUAGGAGGAUCCUGCCUUGUGCAAUGCUGUAAAUCCGAUUUGUGUAACAUCAAUUGUAAAGAAAAUGUGACACUGAAUUCUACAGCCGCAACAAUUGCAAGUUCAAGUUUACCAACAACAACUAUGGAAUCUACACGACCACAUUUCACUACUGCCCCAUCGACCUUGGCAUCAGCAACAUCACAAAUAUAUAGGUCUUCCUUCCAAACAACCACGAAGUCGUACAUGAUACCAAACACAUCAUUUUCUCAACUAUAUCCAAUGCUGACAACAAGUGCAGCAAGUUUCUGUAUAUACAAGAACAAGAGUUACAACCAGGGAGAGGUAUGGCAAGAUAGUUGCCGGUAUAAUUGUACAUGUAUAAAUGCUGGGGCUGCAGGAUUUUACAGAUGUCGUGAUAUAUGUCCAGUAUAUAACAACCUUCCAGCUGAUUGUAUUUUAGAAAAGAAGCCAGGAGAAUGUUGCUCUCAUCCUAGAUGUGGAGUUAUUGCAAACACUUGUUAUUACGGUGGCACAUAUUAUCAUGAAGGAGAGAAGUGGAACGAUGGUUGUAAAUAUAAAUGCACCUGCCAAGAUGGAAAGACUGGGUUCUACAAAUGUGUAGCUCUAUGUCUUAACUGGACAUUACCACCAACCUGUCGCCUAGACCCAGCUCCUGCCGGUAAAUGUUGCCAAGUACCCGUAUGUCCAAGCAACAUCAAACUUUCAUAUCCACCUGGUUAUGUACAAGAAUAGAAUCACUUAUGAAUUCUACCAUGCUUUAUUUGAAUUUAUUUUUAUAUAAAUUCUAAAGAAAUAAACAUUUGUUUAAAACAUA
This is a messenger RNA of Ruditapes philippinarum (Manila clam), 1622 nucleotides long. RefSeq lists its product as uncharacterized. The transcript has 13 exons. NCBI's taxonomy places the organism in Eukaryota, Metazoa, Mollusca, Bivalvia, Venerida, Veneridae. Gene Ontology annotation, molecular function: protein binding. The record is from RefSeq and is a predicted model, not a curated record. The coding region runs from base 128 to 1540 and encodes 470 amino acids.